UGUUGUAAGUAUAAAAGGGCUGGUGCUACCCAAGCACAACAUUCACUUUCUCAGUGCGCUUUCACUGGAUUCAACCAUCAUGCGGCGAACACCUACACUUGUGUGCCUAGUUUUAGUGGCUUUCUAUUCCACUAUAAAUAGCGAGGAGUUCAAUUAUGUUCCAUCCAUUGUUGCCGAACAUUCUAUGCCGAUUGGACAUUGCCCACCGUACGACGAUCCCAACCACCUUGUAAUUUUGCCAUAUCCCAACGACUGUCGCAAGUAUUACACAUGCCAAAAAGGACAGGCCUUCGAGCACCAGUGUCCUGAAAACCUGUUCUGGAGCCAAAUUACCUACCGCUGUGACUACAGGGAGUACUCAAAUUGCAAUUCAUUCGAUCCACCGAAACCCAGCAACGAGGUAAGCUACAGUCCAUUCCCCGGAGACUGUAGUCGAUUCUACGAGAAGCGAAUCCUUCAUUGUGAGCAGAACUAUCAGUGGAGUGACCAAUAUCAGCGGUGCGUGGCCCCACAAUAUUCCAAUUGUCAGGGAUUUCCGAUGCCCUAUCCUCCUCCAAACACCAUUUCACCAAUUGAUCCCAUACCAACCGCUGCUACUCCACCAUAUACAUCCUGGACGCCAGCUGAAACUGAAUUCCUACCAAUAGAUCCCCAUGCUUUGUGCAAAAAUAGUGUUUCCAAUGCGUACAUACCGUAUCCCAAUGACUGCCACAAGUUUAUUCAUUGCGGACCAACGGCAACAGUCCUUACAUGUCCAGGCAACUUGUAUUGGAAUCCCAGCAAACUUUCGUGCAGCACAUCCAACUCUGAUUGCCAGUAUCCUCAGUGA
Drosophila elegans is the source of this 829-nucleotide messenger RNA. RefSeq names its product peritrophin-1-like. Gene Ontology annotation, molecular function: chitin binding. Gene Ontology annotation, cellular component: extracellular region. The transcript has 3 exons. The coding region runs from base 80 to 829 and encodes 249 amino acids. The record is from RefSeq and is a predicted model, not a curated record. NCBI's taxonomy places the organism in Eukaryota, Metazoa, Arthropoda, Insecta, Diptera, Drosophilidae.